Molecule: messenger RNA, 1123 nt
Organism: Saccostrea cuccullata (small rock oyster)
Lineage: Eukaryota; Metazoa; Mollusca; Bivalvia; Ostreida; Ostreidae
Exons: 4
Coding region: 29-871 (280 amino acids)
Source: RefSeq, a predicted model, not a curated record
UAUAGACUGCCCUCCCGGAAAAUUUGGAAUGAAGUGUAAAGAUGACUGUCCUGUAGGUACGUUUGGAAAAUUAUGCACAGGAACAUGUCAGUGCAAGUCUGGGUGUGAUAAAAGAAUUGGAUGUCCAACUAGUUCGAAUUCAAGUUUCCAUACAAGAAGAUUACUUCUAAUAGUUUUCCCAACGAGUAUCAUGGCUAUCUCUCUUACUAUUUCAAUUUUGAUACUCAAGAACAGAGGCGUAAACUUGUGCCAAAAAUGCAAUGAUUAUUCCCUAAACAAUAACGAAAAAAAGGAGACUGUAUCCGUUUCUAACAUUGUAUACAAGGGAAACAAAGAAAAGGAAGGGGAAGAGACAUGUUGGUCUGAAACACGGACUGUACCGAUACUUAGUUCAAUAAAUCACGUGGAAAAAGCCUCGGGGUCUUUUAAUGAAGAUGACAGUAAUGCUGAGAUAGAGACAGGCGUUUACAAUACCCUCACACUACGAGUUACUGGUUACGUUGAGCCUUCAGCUUGGACACGGCAUUCCACCACUGAUAUCCAUUCAGAUGCAUCUUCAACUUGCUCUAGAACCAAAGUCUUAGGUGAUUCACUAAGUAGUGGUGAAAUGACUUCUGACGAAAGAUUGUAUAGAGAUGCUUCAAUCUGUCUUCAGAAAAGCGAUAACAGAAAUAAAUCAAUGCAAACGUUUCAACAAGAGGGAAUAGACUACAGAGAAAACAGGACAGACAGUGUUUCUAUCAACUCUGAAGAUGGCUAUGUAUUUGAUGAAACAGUCCAGGAGGACAUGGGAAUGGCAGGGGAACUUCGUCAAAAACAUCUUUUUAUGAAAGAGUUGUCUUCUCAGCUUAUGAAUAUAAACAAAAACUGAUUUUCUUCCCUUUUUGGUUUAAUGCCGACAAUAUGCUCUGGAUAAACAGUAAUAGUGUAAAAAUGAUAAUAAAUUUCUAAGCUAUUUGCUUCUUUGGUGCCUUGUAAAUUUAUUUACUUGUUCCUGAUUUUUAUAUGAAUUAAUAUUUUCAAUGUUUCAGACAGAGAAAUUUGGAAAGUUCCUAUUUUUGAUAUCCAGUUAUUACAUCUCAAACAAAAAAUGCAAAACAAUUCAAAAAACUGAAAUGUGUGA